GUAUGGCAAUUGGUAUAAAAUUAUAAAUAAAAAUUCUUGAUAAAAAUAUAUCACUUAUCAGUAUAUUAAUUUACUAUUUAAUAUCUAUACGUUUAGGAUGGACUUGAGUACUUAAGUUCGAAUUAUAUUUGAUUUGAAAUUACGACGCAUAGCACAGCCGAUCGUUUGUAGUGUCUCAUACGAUGAAAAGUGUAUGAAAUAUUAACUAUGGGAAACGCGUCAAGUUUGAAGAACCAUGUGGAAACUUCCAAAAAAACGGGAGUAUUAAAUUUAUCGGAUAGUCAUCUAAAACAAUAUCCAGAUUCAAUCGACGUGCUUCACCUUUCCUUAAGAACUUUGGAUUUGUCUAAAAACAAAUUGAAAAUAUUACCAAAAUCUGUUGGUCAGUUCAAAGAGUUAAAAAUUCUUAACGUUAGCAAUAAUUUGUUAGAAAAUCUGCCUGAAGAAAUAAACGGGCUGUCAAAGCUUGAAACAUUACAGGUAAAUUGCAAUUUAUUAAAAUCAUUACCUCCAUUGAAUAAUUUAAUGUUUCUUAAACGUGCUUCAUUUGGAGACAAUCAACUUAGUGUAUUUCCAGAAUUUCUGUGUGAAUUGAAACACUUGGAAGCAUUGGAUUUAUCUAAAAACAACAUCACUCAAUUGCCAGAACUGAUUAAGCAGUCAAGAUUAGUUGAAUUAAAUCUUAAUCAAAAUCAAAUAAGAAAAUUGCCAGCUGGUUUAGCAGAAUGCUCUAGAUUAAAGACUUUACGUUUAGAAGAAAAUUGUUUAGAAUUAGUCGAUAUACCGAAAGAAUUAUUAACAUCGUCCAAAGUUUCAUUAUUAUGUGUUGAAGGAAAUUUAUUUGACAUGAAAUCAUUAUUGGCAUUGGAAGAAUAUAGUACAUACAUGACUAGGUAUACUGAAGUAAAAAAAAAAAUGUUUUAAUUUAAUUUCCUAUUUUUAUAUUAUUUAUUAUACUUUAAUUCCAUUACUUUUUA
Messenger RNA from Sipha flava (yellow sugarcane aphid), 977 nucleotides. RefSeq names its product leucine-rich repeat-containing protein 57-like. NCBI's taxonomy places the organism in Eukaryota, Metazoa, Arthropoda, Insecta, Hemiptera, Aphididae. Gene Ontology annotation, molecular function: protein binding. The coding region runs from base 208 to 924 and encodes 238 amino acids. The transcript has a single exon. The record is from RefSeq and is a predicted model, not a curated record.